Messenger RNA from Eimeria acervulina, 234 nucleotides. RefSeq lists its product as hypothetical. Bases 1 to 234 code for a protein of 77 amino acids. Lineage: Eukaryota; Apicomplexa; Conoidasida; Eucoccidiorida; Eimeriidae. The transcript has 2 exons. The record is from RefSeq and is a predicted model, not a curated record.
AUGUCGAGCUUACAGCAAUUCAUCAUGCGCGCGCGACAAGUAACUGACGUGCUAGUAGGGGAAGUACCACAAAGCCCGCUUGGCUUUCUCUUGAAUAGAGUUGAAAAAUAUGCCGAGGAGAAUCCUGAAGAGGCUGCCCUACAGGCAGGUGGAUUGGCUCUCGGUUUCGUGUUGCUGGCUUGGGGGUUGUUUUCUCUCCGGAAGCCGCGCAGGGUUAGAAUUAUCGGCGUUUGA